Molecule: messenger RNA, 435 nt
Organism: Camelus dromedarius (Arabian camel)
Lineage: Eukaryota; Metazoa; Chordata; Mammalia; Artiodactyla; Camelidae
Gene: CD24
Product: CD24 molecule
Biological process (GO): regulation of cell-cell adhesion; cell adhesion; cell activation
Cellular component (GO): external side of plasma membrane; membrane raft
Molecular function (GO): protein tyrosine kinase activator activity
Source: RefSeq, a predicted model, not a curated record
AUGUUGCAAGAAGUCCUGUGGACAACCCCACACGGCAGAAACCGACGUCUUCGGUCAAUAGCUAGUGAGGACCUAAGCCCUGCCAACAGCCAUGUGAGUGUGGCUGGAGGAGAAUCCUCCCCAAGUGCCCCCAGAGAGGCAGGAGCCGUCCACACACCUGGCAUCCUGUGGGACCUGCCGUGCACUGAGGGAGCAAACACAGGCAGAGUGGUGGUGGCCGGGCUCGGACUGCAGCUGCUGCUCCUGCCACUGCUCUUGCUUAUGCAGAUUUAUUCAAAUCAAGCAACUGGUGCACCACUUUCAAGUAGCUCCUCCCCGACUACCUCGGCUGCACCAAAUCCAGCCAAUGCCACCACCAAGUCAAGUGACGGCGCUCUGCAGUCAACAGCCAGUCUCUUCGCGAUCUCGGGCUCCCUUGUACAUCUCUAUUGUUAA